Messenger RNA from Coregonus sp. 'balchen', 15944 nucleotides. NCBI's taxonomy places the organism in Eukaryota, Metazoa, Chordata, Actinopteri, Salmoniformes, Salmonidae. The record is from the annotation of a GenBank genome assembly.
GUCACCCCCCGUGACGACAGGGCCUCCCGGCGGAGCCCCGAUACCACCUCCCAACCUUUUCUGGGGAUCAACCUUGCCCGGGUUUCCCACCCCCAAAUUCCCUCACCCCGAGCUCCCCCUCAAGUUUUCCCACAGAACCGUUCCCAAGAUUGCCUACACAACCCUUUUUAACAAAGGGGGCCCCCUCCCUCUUCAGUCCCCAAACUUUUACCCCUAGGAUUUGUAAAAAGCAAGGGGGGUUGGGCAUUUUCAAAAAUUUCCAACCCUAAAUGUUUCCCAAGGGGGCAGGAAUUUUAUUAAUUCGGACUCCAAAAAAAUAUGAAGGGGUGGGGUUGUUUCAGGGAGGGGUUAUUGAGCCCCCUUCAAGAAUUUUACCACCCGGCCCUGGAUUGGUUAUAGUUUCCAUGCCACAAACGUCAAAGAGGGGGAACGGUGGCCGGUGCUCAGUUCCAAGUUUCCCCUUAGCAGAUUGUUUCCCGUUUGGGGGCCUCAUUAGACUUUUCCCCGGCUUGAAAAUUCCAAACCCGGAGAGAUCGGAGGCCCCCUUUAGGUUUUCCCCGAAAGGGGGCUCCUGGGGAGCGUCGGGUGUUUUUACCGGGGUUGGGCCACUUCUGCCCCCUUUCCCCCGAGUUUUAAAACGCCUGUCCCCGCCCAGUAGGGAGGGGUUGAGGGGGAAAAAAGUCCCUCUAACCUGUCCCUAGGGAAUUCCCAUUGUUGGGGGGCCAAGCACGGGCCGGAGAAUUCCGUGCCCCAGGGGUUUUCGGAUUAACCUGGCUAAGGAAUUUUUUAUCCCCCCCUCUUUAACCCCCGGGAGUUCAGCCUUAAUAGCCUUGGAACCGGGAAAGGUUACAAAAGGGUCAGUCCCUGGAACCCUCUCCCCAGCGGGGGAGACCUUUUUUCCAUUGCUUCCCCAGUAAUCCUUUUCCUUUGUACCCUUGGUAUUCAGACUAAACCCCGUGACGGGGCCCUGGCACCUUUAACUGGGGUCCCCGCCAACUCAUGCAUGUUCAGAUCCCCAGCCCCCCCCCAGUUUCAAGAUUUUUUUGUCCCCCCCUUACCUCGGUUUUAAGGCAUUUUGCAAGCCCCGGGUUUCCACCCCCUCACCCACGAUGCUGUGUUGAUUCUCCCGGUUGCUGCCCUCCGAGGCAUCUUCCUUUCCCCCCGCACGGGGAAGGCAUACUUAGGGGGUCUUGGCACCGGGAUUGGCCUCUUUCCCCUGGGGGGCCCUUUUUGUUGAAAAAAAACGGGGCUAGGGGGUUGAUUUAACGGGGACCAAAAGAUACGGCGAAUCGUUACCCCCCCCCCAUCCACCCUUUUACCCAGGGGCCUUUUUAUAAACUGGACUGCAAUGUAAUGGGGGGAUGGCAAGAGACGAAUGGAAAGGCAUUCAAGCCAGGGGCACAGAAUUGGGUGAUGCCGUUCGGGUACCAAUGCCGGUAUUCCAAGCCCUGAUUUAAAGAGUUCUCCGGGAUAUGAAUCGGUUUGUUUCCCUGUACCGGCAACCUUUUCUCGGGUAUAAGGACUGGGGGCAUUUAGCAGGGUUUUUCCGGGCUCCUGACACCCUUAUUAAACCCGAAUGUUAAUUUCAUUUUUUGACUGUUUCGGGGUUUUUGCCCCCGGCCCCUAAAAGUCCCAGAAGGUAAGUGGUUUCACAGUGGCCAACCCGGUCAAGGAGGUUCACGGUUCAUUGGCUUUUAAUUUAAAGCAAAGAACAGCCUUUUGGAGCCCCCUUUUACCUUCCAAAAGGAAAAUAUGGGGUCCGGAAGCCGAGGGGGCUUCGGGAUUCAACCCCCCUUUUUUUCCUUUUUACCCUGACCCCGAAAAACCCCUUUUUUUUGGUGGGGGGGGCCCUCGGGGGGGGUUUGGGGGCUCCCUUUAAGGGGGUAAAAACAAACCCCGGCCUUUGCUGCCGCCUUUGAGGGCCGGGAAAUACAGGGGGGACGAAGUUUUUGUGGUAAAACGCCUGGAGUGGGAUUGGCUUGAGGGGGGGUCCUUGGUUUUUUCAGCCACAAAAACCUAAUCCCCCCAGGUACGGAAAGAAACCCCCGGAAAAGAUUUGUCCCUUUUCUUAAAUUUCCUUCCUCCUUUACAACCGGGGACCAGAAAGCAAGGGUGCCCCCUCCGGAUUUUCCCCCAAAAAGGAACCUUGCAUCAUAUUCCCAUUCGGACGUCCGAUUUCAUGGGAACUAAAGGGGGUACGAGACCCUUGUCCCCUGGCCCAUGGGGGGCCCCCCCCUCCCUGUUUUUCCCUCCCCCCCCCCUUGCAUUAAGAAACCCUUACACCCCAGAGUGCUCCAACGGAAUCUCCGAAUCGUUUUGGGGCCCGUCCAUAAAACUGGGGCUAUGUUUAGGCCUGCCCGUGUCAAGGAAAAUUUGAACUCAGGCCCACUUAUUUUCUUUUCAAGGGGGCAUUUCUUGAUUUGUUGGGAUUCCUCCAUCCCAGGCAACCAGUUCCAGUGUAACCGGUUUCUUAAGGGGCCCGGAUCCCCGCCCAACUGCCCUGGCUAAGGAUGCUGAGCCUCAGCCAUGUUUCCGGUAUUGGAACCCCUGGGGGUCCCCCUCCCCAAUUCUCCCGGUUUGGGGGCCCUUUUGAGGCUUUUGGGGACAGCACCAGUGGGGUACCGGGCCUGCCCAAAGAAGGUUUUGGUUGGGGAACCCUGGGGGUUUCAGUAAAACCCGUCUUGGCCACCAUACAUUUUGGGGGGGGGAAAUGCCCACAAACCCCCGCCUAGCCCCCAUUUUCCCCUCGAGCGUUCGGGCCCCCUCCCUUUUUCCAAAAGAGGCCAAUGGUUUCCCCGGACCUUUUUCCCAAGCAGGCGACCUGGGGGGAGGCCACGUACCCCUUUUUGGACCUCCCCCAAAAAAUACAAAGUCAUUUUAAACGCGCCGCCCCAGCCCCUAGUUUUUUCCCUGGUCAGAGGUUUUUGGUUGGGGCCUAAAAAACGUCCGGGCGAAUCCAAGGCUUUUCCCAACUCGGCCCUUUGCAAAACAAGAAAAAAACCCUUUUAAAUUUUUUUCUUCGUCCCCGAUUCCACUUUCUGUUUUCCUACAAAACCGUCUUUCUUCCCCUGGGGCCCCCCCAGCGGGGGCCCGCCACCUCCCGGACAUGACCCAGCCCCGCCUACGCCCCGGAUACUGGUCCCCAGGGCAAUCCUCAGAUCUGGUGGUGGGAGGGGGACGGGCCCAAAGGAGGUCCCGGUCCCGCCAAGGGCACCCACCCAGGGGGUCCAGAGUUUUACCUAGGCCGGGUGUUCUGGGGGAAGUAACUUCCUAAGGGGGGGGGGUCCGUCACUCCCCCCCCGUUUGGCUGGGGCCCAAGGCAUUUGUUCCCCCCUUAUUCCCCUGCCAACUGGCCAGGUCCCUUCCUGGUUCCCCAAGGGUUUUUUUGGUUGUUUUUUCCCCCCCUUUUUUUGGCCGGCAGGGUCCCCCUCUGUCCCCCGAGUCCUUUUUGUAGCUUUUUAAAAACUUAUUUGGGCCCCCGGGAGUUUUUGUUUUCCUCCGUUUUUUUACCCCGAGUUUUAUCUUUGGAAAAACUUGUGGGAAUUUUAAUUGGGAAAACCCUUUUUUACAAAAACUCGCCUGAGAUUGCCUUGGGGGGCAUUGGGGAAAAACCUCCUUUCCAGGGAACACCCAAUUCCCAACUGGCCGAGGGUUUUCCCAACCCCCUGGCAAGGAAACCCCCGAGUGAGGCAUUUUUUUAGCUUGGCACUUUUGGGUUCCCGGUGUCAAGCAAAAGGGCCGGGAGAAGGUGGCCUUGGAAAGACCCGGGCACCCCCAAUGGAUAAUGGGUUUGCAAAAGCCACCAAAAAACUGCCCGGUUUUCCAAACGGUUUAAGGGCCGUUUUUUGUAACUUUACCCCGGAGGAUAAGAAAAAGUUACGGCCCAACAUGGAAAAAAUUUUUUUUGUUUCAUCAGGGAAAGUAAGCCAAAAAAACCCAAAACUUGUUUUACAAAAUUUUGUGGGGGGUGCAAAAAAGACCAACCAAGGGGUUAAACUUUUCCAAAACUUCCACGUUCUAUAUAUGCCUCCCUACUGUAUUCUUUUACUUCUGCCUUUUUUUUCUCAACACUUUUUUGUUGUUGUUUUAUUUUUACUUUUUUUGUUAAAAAUAAAUGCACUGUUGGUUAAGGGCUGUAAGUAAGCAUUUCACUGUGAUGUCUGCACCUGUUGUAUUCGGCGCAUGUGACCAAUAAAUUUGAUUUGAUUUGAAAUACAUUUAAACUCAGUUUUCACAAUUCCUGACAUUAAUCCUAGUAAAAAUUCCCUGUCUUAGGUCAGUUAGGUCACCACUUUAAUUUUAAGAAUGUGAAAUGUCAGAAUAAUAGUAGAGAGAAUGAUUUAUUCAGCUUUUAUUUUAUUCAUCACAUUCCCAGUGGGUUAGAAGUUUACAUACACUCAAUUAGUAUUUGGUAGCAUUGCCUUUAAAUUGUUUAACUUGGGUCAAACGUUUCGAUUAGUCUUCCACAAGCUUCCCACAAUAAGUUGGGGGAAUUUCGGCCCAUUCCUCCAGACAGAGCUGGUGUAACUGAGUCAGGUUUGUAGGCCUCCUUGCUCGCACACGCUCUUUCAGUUCUUCCUAAAUAUUUUCUAUAGGAUUGAGGUCAGGGCUUUGUGAUGGCCUCUCCAAUACCUUGACUUUGUUGUCCUUAAGCCAUUUUGCCACAAUGUUGGAAGUAUGCUUGGGGUCAUUGUCCAUUUGGAAGACCAUUACAACCAAGCUUUAACUUCCUGACUGAUGUCUUGAGAUGUUGCUUCAAUAUAUCCACAUCAUUUUCCUUCCUCAUGAUGCAAUCUAUUUUGUGAAGUGCACCAGUCCCUCCUGCAGCAAGCACCCCCACAGCAUGAUGCUGCCACCCCCAUGCUUCACGGUUGGGAUGGUGUUCUUCGGCUUGCAAGAAACCCCCUUUUUCCUCCAAACAUAACGAUGGUCAUUAUGGCCAAACAGUUCUAUUUUUUGUUUCAUCAGACCAGAGGACAUUUCUCCAAAAAUUACGAUCUUGUCCCCCUGUGCAGUUGCCAACCGUAGUCUGUGCUUUGUUUAUGGCAGUUUUGGAGCAGUGGCUUCUUCCUUGCUGAGCGGCCUUUCAGGUUAUGUCGAUAUAUGACUCGUUUUACUGUGGAUAUAGAUACUUUUGUACCUGUUUCCUCCAGCAUCUUCACAAGGUCCUUUGCGUUGUUCUGGGAUUGAUUUGCACUUUUCGCACCAAAGUACGUUCAUCUCUAGGAGACAGAACGCGUCUCCUUCCUGAGCGUUAUGACGGCUGCGUGGUCCCAUGGUGUUUAUACUUGCGUACUAUUAUUUGUACAGAUGAACGUGGUAACCUUCAGGCGUUUGGAAAUUGCGCCCAAUGAUUGUCAGCUCCCUGCCUCCUGUUUGUCUCCGGGCCUCUAGAGGUCAUCUGUGUUCCCCUCUGCCUUAGUUCUUCCUCGUGUGUCCUUAUUAGCUUGAUCCAGGUCAACCUGUGCCUUGUUUCCCCUAGAGUAUUUUAGCUGUGUUUUUUCCCCUUGUUCCUCACUUGGUUUUUGAGUCCUGGCUAUGUGUCUCCUGCUUUGUCCCACAGAGUCUUUCCAAGUAAGCUUUCUAAGUUAUCUUUAGUUUGUUUUUCUCCCCUCGUGGAGUUAUUUUGUUUUGCCUCCUGUUUUGUUUACUGUACCUCUGUUAGUAUACCUCUUCUGAGAAGAACUUUUGUUGGAUUAUUUUGAAGUGCAAAGAACCUUUUUUUACAUUAAAUCUACUUGCCUGGAGUAUUGCCUUGGGUGUUUCAUUUGGGUCCAACUAUACCUCCUCUGUGGCUAAGGGGUUGAACACCCAACUCUCCACAUCUGAGACCUGAGUUCAAGCCCAGCUUGUGACAGAAAAACCAAGGUCAAUCAUGGACCCAGAAACACUCAGUUCCCAGGACCUGUUGGCGAUGAUCACUCGACAUGAGGCAUCUUUCCAGCGCCAUGAAGCCGUUCUCAGCCGACAAGAAGAGCUGAUGGCUAGUCAUUCUCAACUCCUGGCCGAAAUGAUGAGUCCCCUCCGCCAGCUCUUUGAACGCCUCCCUGGUCCUUUCCCUUCCUCCAGGUCACCCCCCAGUGACGACAGGCCUUCUCCAGUGGCGGAGCCCCGACUACCACCUCCCAAGCCCUUUUCUGGGGAUCCAAGCUCUUGCCAGGGUUUCCUCACCCAUGCUCCCUCACCUUCGAGCUCCAACCCUCAAGUUUUCCCACAGACCGUUCCAAGAUUGCCUACAUCAUUACCCUUCUUUCAGACAAGGCGCUCUCCUGGGCCUCUGCGGUGUGGCAGUCCCAGGAGGCCUGUUGUGACUCCUACGCUGCAUUUGUAGAAGAGUUCAAGCGGGUGUUCGAUCAUCCUGUCAGUGGGCGGGAAGCUUCCAAGCGCCUACUGUCUCUCCGUCAGGGUCCCCGAAGCACGGCAGAUUUUGCCAUUGAAUUCCGGACCAUAGCAGCAAGGAGCGGAUGGAAUGAUGAAGCGCUGAGGGUCUGUUUUCAGGGAGGGUUAUCUGAGCCCCUUCAAGAUGAGUUAGCCACCCGAGAACCAGCUGGAGAUCUCGAGUCCCUCAUAGCCUUGGCCAUCCGCCUGGACAAUCGUCUAAGAGAGCGGAGAACGGCUCGCCGCCAGGUGUCUCAGUCCCAAGUUCCUCUGAGCAGAUCUGUUUCUCCUGUUUGGGCUCCGUCAUUCAGAGCUUCCCCCGGCUCCUGAACUGCUCCAGGAUUCCCCGGAGAGCAUGCAGUUAGGCCGUUCCAGGCUUUCUCCCAAACGAAAGGGAACGUCGCAUGAGGGAGCGUCGGUGCCUCUACUGCGGGGUUGCCGGCCACUUCUGCUCCACUUGCCCCGAGCUUUCGGGAAACGCCUGUCCCCGCCCAGCUACAGGAGGGCUGUGAUGGGGAAAAUUAGAGCUCCUCCUACUAACGCUGUCCUAGCUAUUCCAGCCACUCUGUCCUGGGAGGGCCACCAGCAUCGGGUCCAGGCUAUGAUCGAUUCCGGUGCCGCAGGUGAUUUCCUGGAUUUAACCUUGGCUAAGGAACUUAAGAUCCCUACCCAACUACUUCCUCAACCCCAGGCAGUUACAGCCUUAGAUGGCAGACCUCUGGAACCAGGAAAGGUUACAGAGGCGACUCAGUCCCUGCGACUUACCAUCUCUCAACACCAGCAGGAGGAGACCUUCUAUCUCAUUGACUCUCCCGAGUAUCCUAUUAUCCUGGGUCACCCUUGGCUAUGCAGACAUAAUCCCCAGAUCGACUGGCCUACUGGCACCAUUCUAAGCUGGGGUCCCACUUGCCAACUCACCUGCAUGCUUCAGAGUCCCUCAGCCCCUAGUACCCAGUUUCAAGAGUCUGUUGACGUCUCCCUAGUCCCCAGUGUUUACCAUCGGUUCAAGGCAGUGUUCAGCAAGGCCCGGGCUACUUCCUUACCGCCUCACCGCACGUAUGACUGUGCCAUUGAUCUACUCCCUGGUUGCUGCCCUCCUAGAGGUCGGAUCUUUUCCUUAUCCUCCCCCGAGCACGCAGCUAUGGACACCUACAUUAAGGAGUCCUUGGCAGCCGGCCUCAUCUGUGCCUCUACUUCCCCGGCUGGGGCGGGCUUCUUUUUUGUUGAAAAGAAAGACGGGGGUCUUAGGCCUUGUAUUGAUUACCGGGGACUCAACAAGAUCACGGUUCGGAAUCGAUACCCCCCUUCCUCUCAUGGCCACUGCUUUUGAGCUGCUUCAAGGGGCUUCCAUUUUUACUAAACUGGAUCUCCGCAAUGCUUACCAUCUCGUGCGGAUCCGGCAAGGAGACGAAUGGAAACGGCAUUCAACACGCCCACGGGGCACUAUGAAUAUCGGGUGAUGCCGUUCGGGGCUCACCAAUGCCCCCGCAGUAUUCCAAGCCCUGAUUAAUGAUGUUCUCCGGGAUAUGCUUAAUCUGUUCGUCUUCGUGUACCUGGACGAUAUCCUCAUCUUCUCGAGGUCACUGAAGGAGCAUGAGGGGCAUGUUAGCAGGGUUCUCCAGAGGCUCCUUGACAAUCACCUCUACGUUAAACCUGAGAAGUGUGAAUUUCAUGUUUCCCAGACUCAGUUUCUCGGGUUUAUUGUCACUCCCGGCCACCUAGAGAUGGAUCCCAAGAAGGUCAAAGUGGUCCACAGCUGGCCCACACCUGCCACGGUCAAGGAGGUUCAACGGUUCAUUGGCUUUUCUAACUUCUAUCGGAAGUUCAUUAAGAAUUUCAGCUCUGUGGUAGCCCCCUUGACGACGCUUACCAAGGGAGGAGGGACCAAGAUUCACUGGGGUCCGGAAGCAGCAGGGACCUUCGAGGAUCUCAAGCGCCGCUUUACUUCUGCUCCGAUUCUGGUGAUCCCUGACCCAGAAAGACCUUUCGUGGUGGAGGUGGACGCCUCAGAGGUGGGGGUGGGAGCCGUCCUGUCACAGAGGGGUGAGGAUGGGAGAUUACACCCUUGUGCCUUCAUGUCUCGCCGCCUGUCUGAGGCCGAGCGCAACUACCACGUGGGGGAUCGAGAGUUGCUUGUGGUAAAACUGGCCUUGGAAGAGUGGCGCCAUUGGCUUGAGGGGGCUCAGCAUCCUUUCCAGGUUCUUACAGACCACAAGAACCUGGAAUAUCUCCAACAGGCUAAGCGGAUGAACCCUCGGCAAGCACGAUGGUCCCUUUUCUUUAAUCGUUUCCAGUUCCUCCUGUCUUACAGACCUGGCACCAAGAACGUCAAGCCGGAUGCCCUGUCUCGAGCCUAUUCUCCCGAGAUACAAGAGAAGCCCUUGGCAUCGAUUAUUCCGAGGUCUAGGAUCGUCGCACCUCUUCAGUGGGAACUAGAAAGAGGGGUACGAGAGGCCCUUGUCCAUGAGCCCGAUCCAGGCGGUGGUCCUGCCGGUCGCCUGUACGUUCCUCUCUCUGUUCGGGCCCGCGUCUUGCAGUGGGGUCAUGAGUCGCCCUUGACAUGCCAUCCAGGCAGUGCUCGCACACUGGAAUUCCUCCGAAUGCGGUUUUGGUGGCCGUCCAUCAAGAAGGACGUGCAGGUCUAUGUUGAGGCCUGCCCUGUGUGCAACCAGGGAAAGUCGACACGUCAGCGACCCCAGGGACUGCUCCAUCCCUUACCUGUUCCUCGAAGGCCAUGGUCACACCUUUCUCUGGACUUUGUUACGGGACUUCCUCCAUCCCAGGGCAACACAGUCAUCCUAGUGGUGGUAGACCGGUUCUCUAAGGCUGCCCGGUUUAUUCCCCUGCCCAAGCUGCCCUCGGCUAAGGAGACUGCUGAGCUCCUCAUGAACCAUGUCUUCCGGAUAUUUGGAAUUCCCCUGGACUUGGUCUCCGACCGAGGUCCCCAAUUCUCGUCCCGGUUUUGGGGGGCCUUCUGCAGGCUUAUUGGGGCCACAGCCAGCCUAUCGUCGGGGUUCCAUCCAGAGUCUAAUGGCCAAACGGAACGGAUUAAUCAGGAUCUGGAGACCACCCUGCGGUGUAUGGCGGCCAGUAAUCCCACGUCUUGGGCCACCUAUAUCAUUUGGGCUGAAUAUGCCCACAACACCCUCCAGUCCUCAGCCACCGGAUUGUCCCCCUUCGAAUGCCAGUUCGGUUACACCCCUCCAUUAUUUCCAGAGGAAGAGGCGCAAGUUGGUGUUCCCUCGGCCCAGCGCUUUGUCCAACGCUGUAGGCGGACCUGGAAGAAGGCCAGGCGUACCCUCCUUCGGACCUCCCAGAGAUACCAAAGUCAGGCUAAUCGCCGCCGCCGGACGGCCCCUAGUUUCCGAGCUGGUCAGAGAGUUUGGUUGGCCACUAAGAACAUGCCCCUCCGGGUCGAAUCCAAGAAGCUUUCCCAGAAAUACAUCGGCCCUUUCCGCAUAGCAAGAAAAGUUAACCCUGUUUCUUAUCGUUUGGUUCUCCCUCGCUCCCUUAGAAUUAACCCCACUUUUCAUGUUUCACUACUAAAACCUGUCUUGUCUUCUCCCUUUGCCCCCCCACGCAGACCCCCGCCACCUCCCAGGAUCAUUGACGGCCAGCCAGCCUACACAGUCCGCCGGAUACUGGACUCCCGGAGGGUCCAGAACUCUCUGCAGUAUCUGGUGGACUGGGAGGGCUACGGGCCAGAGGAGCGCUCCUGGGUUCCAGCCAAGGACAUCCUGGACCCAGGUUUGAUCCGAGAGUUUCGCACCCUGAGGCCAGGGUGUUCUGGAAGGAACGUCAGGAGUCGUUCCUAGAGGAGGGGGUCCUGUCAGCUCCCUGCCUCCUGUUUGUCUCCGGGCCUCUAGAGGUCAUCUGUGUUCCCCUCUGCCUUAGUUCUUCCUCGUGUGUCCUUAUUAGCUUGAUCCAGGUCACCUGUGCCUUGUUUCCCCUAGAGUAUUUUAGCUGUGUUUUUUCCCCUUGUUCCUCACUUGGUUUUUGAGUCCUGGCUAUGUGUCUCCUGCUUUGUCCCACAGAGUCUUUCCAAGUAAGCUUUUCUAAGUUAUCUUUAGUUUGUUUUUCUCCCCUCGUGGAGUUAUUUUGUUUUGCCUCCUGUUUUGUUUACUGUACCUCUGUUAGUAUACCUCUUUCUGAGAAGAACUUUUGUUGGAUUAUUUUUGAAGUGCAAAGAACCUUUUUUUACAUUAAAUCUACUUGCCUGGAGUAUUGCCUUGGGUGUUUCAUUUGGGUCCAACUAUACCUCCUCUGUGGCUAAGGGGUUGAACACCCAACUCUCCACAUCUGAGACCUGAGUUCAAGCCCAGCUUGUGACAAUGAUGAACCAGACUUGUGGAGGUCAAUUUUUUUUUUUCUGAGGUCUUGGCUGAUUUCUUUUGAUUUUCCCAUGAUGUCAAGCAAAGAGGCACUGGGAUUGAAGGUAGGCCUUGAAAUACAUCCACAGGUACACCUCCAAUUGACUCAAAUGAUGUCAAUUAGCCUACCAGAAGCUUCUAAAUCAAUGACAUCAUUUUCUGGAAUUUUCCAAGCUGUUUAAAGGCACAGUCAACUUAGUGUAUGUAAACUACUGACCCACUGGAAUUGUGAUACAGUGAAUUAUAAGUGAAAUAAUCUGUCUGUAAACAAUUGUUGGAAAAAUUACUUGUGUCAUGCAGAAAGUAGAUGUCCUAACUGACUUGCCAAAACUAUAGUUUGUUAACAAUAAUUUUGUGGAGUGGUUGACAAAAUAGUUUUAAUGACUCCAACCUAAGUGUAUGUAAACUUCCGACUUCAACUGUAUAUAUACAAUGACAUUAGUGGUGUAUGACUCUGACUGCUAUUUUCAGUAUCCCUGCAUGGUUUGGAAAGUCACUGUUCCAGUUAGGGGGUUUCUGUGUUUGUGUGUCUAUGUCUAUGUGGUCAGACAGACAGCCAGCAGCCAGGUCAAUGUCACUGCUCCUGAGAAACAGAAACAGGUCGCCACGGAGACCACAAGUCACAGGAAGUAACAUCACCACAAGAUGUUACCUGAAAUGUAGAAGGGGGCCUCUAUCAGUAACCUUGGACCCACUACCUUCUGAAAAAGUUGGCAGGUGUUUCAUGUCCCUCAGUCACACUGACCUAUGAGCAUGCAGAAGAAGUCAUGCAAACACUUCUCCAGGCAUAUGAAGACUAGAUGAAAAUGCACACACACUGUUAUGAUAUUUUUGCUCUCUCUCGCUCUCUCUCUCUAACCCACCUCUCUCUUGCUCUCUCUCCCCCCCUCUCUCUCUUUCUCUCUCUCUGUCUCUCUCUCUGUCCCUAUCUCUCUUUCUCUCUUUGUCUCUGUCUCUCUUUCUCUCUUCCCCUGAGCCUUCUCUCUCCCUCCUUUUUAUUUCUCUGCAACAUUGAGUGGUCUGCUCAUAAAGUGACAAAGUUACCGGUAUCUGUGAAACACCAUGACCAUUAACCACACAACCAGCAGCAGGUAGGAAACACAUGCUCCAAAACCACCACCACCAGACUGAACAACACAGUGACAGACCCCAAACACACCCACGCCUCAUCUACUAACUCUCAAGCUGAGCGAAGGGGUAUUUCCAGAGAGCAACUGUAGAAUGUGACUUAUUUUUCAACUAACAUACAGGGAUGAUUUUAUAGAACAGCAGCCCUCAUCAAAAGGAAGUCUCUGCUCUUUCUCUACUCUUUCUUCUCUGUGUGUUUUGGUAGUCAACUGCUUGCUACCAGUGACAGUGAUAGAUGAGGACAUACAGCCAGAGGAAACAGUCAUACAACGCCUUAAAGAGAUGUCUGGUGGUCCCUUCUCCUGCUUCUCCAAACAGGGAAUACUCCUUCUCAUACUCUCCAACCUCCACUAUGGUAAGUUUUGUGACGAUUUUUAUUCAUUUGAACAUUUUAAACACAAUACAACCACAAUACAACCAUCGCCGUGGAUGACACAAAAAAGUUUUAAAACGUAUCCCCAUUGUGGACGUCAAGAAAAUACAUGAAAACAAAAAUAUACACAAGAUAACAUGAAAGCAAAAAACACCUAAAAUACACCUCAUCAAUAUGGAGGAAACCGUAAAAGGAAUAAAAUAGAUUACCAAGUGACGUUCAUUGAAACAAUUAUACUUUGUUGUGCAGUUUUAAAGCAUUUUGCCCAUAAACCAUUUCUUAGGGUUUAUCUUAAAACUCCCUAGCGUAUAUUGAUGGAUUUUAUAUGGUUUGGCACACCAUUCCAUUCCUCUGCGCCAGUGUUAAGGAAAUAGCUUUUUCCAGCCAUGCUCCUAUAGAGCAGCAGUCUCAUACUGGCAACACUGGCUCUGGUGUGAUGACUAUGAGAGUCUCUAAUGAAAUUAAAAUAAUCAGAAAGGUAACUGGGGGCAAGGUCAUGUAUCACUUUAAAAACCAUCAACAGUUUUAUCUGCAUCACCAGGAGAUUAACUAGAAGCCAGUUCAGUUCCCUGAAAUGAUUAGGACCAAUGUUUGUUUUGGGUCGUUUUAAGUUUGUCCUUCAGAUUUUGUGAUACGCCACUGAACCAUGAGAUAGAAGCAUAGCCAUAGUGGCACCGUAUCAGAGAUGUUUCCAGGGUCCUCAUACUCUCUGUAUACAAGAACUUGGCUACCUUGCCAAGAACUUUGUCCUGGAGUGAACCUACCCAAUGACCUUCAGAGCCAUAAGUUCACAUGUCAUGUGUUGGUCCAGUUCACAUCCCAAUGUAUGUAACAUAGCAUUUUUCCUUCACCACUACACCAUUACACUUGACCGAGAAGUUGGAAUAGUUUCUCACUUUGUUUUCGGAACCAAACAGGAUACAUUCUGUCUGCCUACAUGGAUAACCACUUACUGACUUUAGUCAGUUGGCUGCUUAAGGUCUUUUCAACGGUCUCCUUAGUCUAAUGUGAAACCAAGAGGGUAGAAUAAUUCUCAUGUGCAUGUGUUUGAUGGUAUGAUAAAGUUUGGAAAACCGUUAGCUUUCUCUAAAUUCAUUGUUGGUCUUUGCAUGGUGUGUUGACUGUAGAAUGCCUAGUCAUAAGUGAUUGGUUGAAUAUCUCGAAACGUUUGCUUUAUUACUGUGUGAUAACACCUACAUAAUACCUAUAUUCAGCAACAUAUCAUGAUGUAUUGAUUCUGCAGUGCUUCUAGAACGCAAGAGAUCUUACGACCCUGUGCUAGAUGCAUGUCAUUCAUUAAAUUUAAGGUGAUAUUGGACUGUAUGCAAUUAUUGUUUGUAUUACAUAAUAAGAUACAUUGCAUGCCUAGGAUAACUGCAGUUCUGCCAUAAAUUCUUCAAUUAACUGUAACUGUAUUUAUUUCUUAAUUCAUGACUGAUGUUUUUUUGUGUAAGGGUUUAUAAAACAUCACUUCAGACUGACAUGUAUUUAUAAUGUUGCCCAUGCAGUAUAUGAUGCAUUUCUGGGGUAAUUACUCAGUAAACACAGUGGGAUUUGUAUUUGUGAGCUGAGGAGGAGUUAUCAGAUCCACCCCCAAUUCUCUUUUCCUGUCAUCUCAUACUGUUCUGCUGAAUGUGGGGGAGGAGCGGACUUUAAUAAAGUAAAGAUGGACCCACACACUCAGUUACUUAAAGAUAUAAAGUGCAAAUAUGUAAAGUGCCACGUACAGUAUAAAUGAAACCUGGAAAUGCUCUAUAUAAAUCCAAUCCAUUAUUAUCUAUUAUUGAUUAGGUAACACUUUGCAUUGCAGAGUAUUAUUGUGUAAUUAGUCAUGUAGGCACACUGUAACAAGUAUUACAUUGUAACAAUGAGUAAUUGCAAUACUUGCUACACCAUACUUACAUGAAUAAUUACACAGCAGUAAGUGUAACCAUUGAUUGAUGUCAGAAUGCCAAUGUCAAUUUUUGUGUUUCAGGUGUGGGUGUUUCUUCAUACCUGUCAUUCCACAAGACAGUAGGGGACUCCGUGGAGAUGCCUGCAGGCUUAGAGGGGCAAAAUGUCACCCUAAUUAAUUGGAGGUAUAGCGAAAAGGAUAUUGCAGAAUUCAACUCAGAAGGUUUACAUUUCCAUGGAUCCCGGUUCAAGGGGAGACUAGAAAUGAAUGCCAAAGACUUCAGUUUAACAAUUAGGAAACUGACUCUGCAAGACUCAGGGGAAUAUCUAGUUAUUGCUGAAACAGACAAGCAGAUUCCCAGUAAGGCUGUCACUCUGCAGGUUCACGGUAGGAAGCUAUCACCUUCUUUACAUAGUUUACUUUUCUAUGACUAUAGUGUUAAUGACAUAUUCCAUCCUUUGUCUUACACUCUGGUAACAUCUUGUUGUCGACUGAUUACAACUCUCUCUCUCUCUCUCUCUAUCUCUAUCUCUAUCUCUAUCUAUAUCUCUCUCUCUCUCUCUCUCUCUCUCAGAGCCUAUAUCCAAGGUGGUGAUCCAGACAGACAUCAAGCUAUUGGCCAACCACUCCUGUACGGUGCGACUGGUGUGCAACGUGUCCUGCUACUCCAACCUUACAUACACCUGGGAGAGAGACAAUGAGAUGUACGCAGACGCCCAGCAGAUCCACCUCUCUCUCUCUCCUGCAGAGAGAGACAUCAUUGUAACAUGCAAUGCCUCCAACCUAGUCAGCUGGAAAUCUGCCUUUGCAACAGUAAAGUGUAGUAAUGACACAACCACACCAGGUACCUAGAUAUCAUAAUAAUCCCUUCCAUACACUUUUCAGUGUGCUUAUAUGCUUAUUUACAUUUACGUCAUUUAGCAGACACUCUUAUCCAAAUAUAAUAUAUAAUGCUUGUGAUUACAUUGGAUGUAUAUGAUAUAGAGCCAUUUAGUUUUUAUCAUAUUGUAUAAUCUAAUCAUGUGUGUUGUACAAUAUUUGACAGGACUGGUGUGGUAUACCAUCUAUGUCGGAGUAUCAGUAGGAGGCGCUGUGGUGCUGAUCCUCACUGUAGCUGUGGCAGUGUGCUACUGCAGGGGCCGCCGUAACACAGGUAUGUACUGCUUAGGGCCCUUAACUAACUACAUUUAAUGUGACAUUUCAGGUGGUUCUAGAAGUAUUCUUCAGCUGAUAUUAUUUUUUUUUGUGUGGAUUUGCUAGGAAUUGGGAAAAGCGUGAGACCCCUCAUAAGUGUUGUUUAUUAAUUCCUGGGUAUGUUUGUUGAUAUCCUGUUUAAAAUGUAUCUGAUUGGUUAAUAUUUUGUUCUUAUCAAAGACAGCACUGUCAACACAAUAUAUGCUGAUGUUAUGAUCAACACAAUCAUUAAAGAUGUAAGUAUGCAUUGCCGUUAUUAUGUAUCUGAAUGUGUGGAAGCUGUAUGUACUGUAUUGUAAUGGGCUGUAUUUUGAUUCCAGACAAGAUCAAACAGUCAGGUAAACCCAAUGUCCAUCUAUGAGACUGUCAAUGAUCUGGCUAUCCCAAGAUUGAAUGAGGUAAGAUAUAAAUAGUCAUAAUGUUAAAAUGUAUGUGAUUGAAUGGAAGACUAUGUACGGUAGUCUACUUUGAAAAUAGUCAAUACAUUUCUUGAUGCUGAAACAGUUUUUUCUUGAUUAUCUGUCACAUGUAGCCGCAGACUCUGUAUGACAAGAUCAAAUUUGGACGCCCAGAGCCCCCCACCUCUCCCUACCAGAAAGUACUGUGA